AUGUCUGUUUCAACCGACCAAGAUACAGACGAGGUAUGGGAUCUGCUGGAUGCACUUGAAAGGUACAAUUCGGCGCUUGACGUAGAAGAACUCGACGAUGGAGAGAUGGCAUCUCUGGAGGAAGCAUUGGCAUAUGACCCUACUUCUCGACCCAUUGCUUCUAGGGCUUCGAGUGGCGUACUGGACAACGAACAGAUAGAAGUUCCUCAUUUCCCUGAUCUAUCAGAGCGAUUGCUAGCAGAUGUCAGGAAAGGUGAAGCCAGAACAAGUGAGCCCAUAUCCAAGGGAGUCUUGCAGAGUGAGGAAAGUGCUUUAGUAGAUAUGGCGAGCAAGGCAAGAUUCGAGGAGUUAUUGGGAACACAAAUGGGCCUCACUCGCUUCGAAGAAUGGAUCAACCAUGAAGGUCUACCUGGGUCUAAGGAGUUAAUGAGGUACUACAAAGAUUUAAGGGCAUACAUGACCUUAUUCAAAGAAGUACAGGCGAUCGGUUCUGGGAUGCAGGAGGUAUACUCUGAGAAGACGGUUCACGGGCAUGGACCAAUUGACUCAUCUCCCGUGCGAACAAUGGAUUACACUUCAGGUUUAACAUCUGCUUCGCUCAGCCUGCGUUCAGCACAGCAAGCCGCAACAGAAAGUUUGUAUGCUUCGGAGUUCAGAAGAUUCGUUGCUGGCAAACUGACCGAGCAAGCGAGAGCGCGACUGCAAUUCAUUCCAGACCAUGAUAAGAGAGGCAAUCUGGGAGAGGUGUUCUGUAUCGCCGAUCCGCGUCUACCUGACCAGCCCCUCGUCUACAUUUCCGAUGGAUUCUGCCGGUUAUCAGAAUAUUCCAGAGCUCUUUUGAUCGGUAGAAACUGUAGAUUUCUACAAGGUCCGAAGACUGAUAAGUCUUCGAUUAGAGCGCUACGAGACGCUAUCGAGGAGGGAAGAGAACACUGUUGUCUGCUUCUUAACUACACCCGGACGGGUAAACCGUUCUGGAAUUUGCUCAAUAUGAUUCCUUUGAGAGGUGUAAAUGGGGCUGUUGAGCUGCUGUUGGGUGCGCAGAUCGAUGUGACUUCUGCUAUCUCAAGCUCUAAAGCCUUCAAGAAUCUGGAAGACCUGGUAGACGGAAAGGAUGGUAAGGAUCGAAGUGCGAAUGCAUUCGGCUUCAGUGAUGAGCUCCUCGUGCAUGCGGAAAAACACCUUUCGACACCAUCGAUCGGACGACGAUUACAACGACCGCCAUCGUCCAUCAGCGCACCUGCCACUCCGUCUCUACCAUAUCCAGGCCCCGCAGCAGUGACUCAGCGGUACCAGACCUCCUCUCCCAAGAUCGGUAGCCCUCAAGUAUCGCAAGACAGGAGGUCGGGUUGGAUCUCUAAGCUCAAGAAGAGAACGGAUGUUCCUAUUUCGAUGACUUCGAAUAUCAUUACUCCCAAUGGGCAUGUAGCAACGCCGCAGAUCCCGGCCAGGCUCAGAGACCGAAUGGCAGAUUUCUCUGCUGCUCAUGCAAAAUUAAUCAUCUUCGAUGCGAAAUGCGGUCGCAUACAGUACGUGACUCCGCCUUUGUUGGCAUAUCUUCGAUACCCGAUACGGAAACACAAGGACCGACUAACUUCCAGCCUGUUACGUAUGGAUAUCGUUGACCUACUGACUGGGGGGACACCCAGCGAAACAAACUCAAUCAUCAAAUCCAUAGACGACAUCGUUUCCAACGAAAGCACCCAUUCUGUCUUCGCCGGUUUGUUACUAUUUCAAUCUGGGCGGGAUGCACCCGAUCACAUUGCAGAUGCUGUGACCGAAGGUGGAAAACGAUAUGCCAGGAGUUUGUUGCAUCUGACGCCUGUCAAGGAUAGGAGAGACAAGUCGCAGCUAUACGUCGUCGUUGUUGGAUGA
Molecule: messenger RNA, 1875 nt
Organism: Kwoniella botswanensis
Lineage: Eukaryota; Fungi; Basidiomycota; Tremellomycetes; Tremellales; Cryptococcaceae
Exons: 18
Coding region: 1-1875 (624 amino acids)
Cellular component (GO): nucleus
Source: RefSeq, a predicted model, not a curated record